This is a messenger RNA of Dictyostelium purpureum, 2010 nucleotides long. RefSeq lists its product as uncharacterized. NCBI's taxonomy places the organism in Eukaryota, Evosea, Eumycetozoa, Dictyosteliales, Dictyosteliaceae. The transcript has 3 exons. The record is from RefSeq and is a predicted model, not a curated record. Bases 1 to 2010 code for a protein of 669 amino acids.
AUGUUUAUGAAAAACUGUGAGCUUAGUGAACCAUUUAAUUACGAGAAUGAUAAAGAAUUUUCAAAAAAUGACUUUAUAUCAUUCUGGAAUAAAGUAGGAAAUAAAAUUCAUUGGGAUAAACAAUAUACCCGAAUAUGGAGUGGAGACGAAAGAAGACCUGAAUGGUUUAAGGAUGGCUCUACUAAUGUAUGCAAUAAUGUUUUGGAUGUCCAUUUAAAAGAAAGAGGUGAUCAAGUUGCAAUCUAUAAUGAGUGUCCAUCUAUGAACCUAUCCUCCCAGAUUACUUAUAAAGAACUAUGGCAACGUGUAUGUGUAUUCUCAAGAGUUUUAAGAAACCUAACUAUUGGAAAAGGUGAUAAAAUUAUUAUAUUAAUGCCAAAUUAUAUGGAAACCCAUAUUGCCAUGCUCUCCUGUGCUCGUAUUGGUGCAAUUUAUAGUACCACAUCUACAUUGUUAGAGGCAAACCAAUUAUCUACAAAAAUAGAUUAUUUCCAACCCAAACUAAUAAUUACUGCAAAAUUCGGUGUUAAAGGCAACGGAUAUAGAUAUAUUAUUUCCAAACUUAAAGAAGCAUUAGAUACAUCAACACAUAAACCAAACCAUACAAUUAUUCAUAACCGUAUUGGAUUUAUUAGUAAAGAAAAGCAAGAAGAAUUUUUCAGUAAAGAAGAGAAUAAAGCAUAUCGAAAUAUUCAGAUUGAAGGGGAAUUUGAUUGGGAUGAAAUUGUACAAGGGGUCCAACCAUUAAAAGAAUAUGAAAUAUUAGAAUCAUCACAUACUUUAUCAGUAUCAUUCUCAAGUGGUACCACUGGCGAACCAAAAGGUUUCAAUAAUGAAACCGGUUGUUAUUUAGCCCAUCUCUACUAUUCAUACAAAUGUAACUAUAACUUUAAAGCUGGUGAAACAUAUUUUACAACAACAAGUAUUGGUUGGGCUUUUGGCCAAAACUUAUUUUAUGGUUCCCUGUUCCACGGCUCAUCAUUAAUAGUAUAUGAAGGUGAUCAAAAUAUACCCACUAUUGAAUACUUUAGAAUUAUAGAAAAGUAUAAAGUUAAAACAAUGAUAUCAACAGCAUUAAUAUUUAGAUUAGUCCAUAGUAUAGAUCCAAAUGCCGAUACUAUCAAAAACUAUGAUAUAUCUAGUUUAAAAUCAGUUAUCUUGGGUGGUGAAAACCUCAAUCCCUCAGUAGCAGAUUUUAUUACAAAAAAAAUAGGUGUCCCAAUCAAUGAUAGCUAUGGACAAAGUGAAACUGGUGUUAUAUUAACUUAUCCAUCUCAUCAAAUACCAUAUCUUGAAAAAUCAUCAGGUGUCCCAGUUGCAGGCUUUAGUGUUGGUUUAAAGUCCCCCAUAACAAAAGAAAUAAUUACAAAACCAUAUCAACUAGGUGAACUAGUAAUUAAAUUACCACUUUCACCAUUACACAUACAAUCACUUCUUUAUGACGAUCAAUAUCAAACAAAACUCAAUAAUAAAUACCUUGACGAGUACCCAGGUUAUUAUAAAAGUGGUGAUUUAGGAUAUUAUGAUGAAAAUGGAUAUUACUUUAUAGUAUGCAGGGCAGAAGACACAAUCAGUACAGGCAAUAACAAAUUAGCAUACAACACAUUUUUUGAAGAUUUUAUCCAAAGUAAUGAAAUGAUUUAUGAUAAUGUCGUAGUACCUGUUUCAUCACUAAACCCCAAUGACCCUUCAGAACAAGCACCAGCAGCAUUUAUAAUAUUAAAAGACCAAUAUAAACAAUUUUAUUGCCAACAGCCAAAACAAUUUACAGAUCAAUUAUUAGAAAAAAUUAAUCAAUCUUUAAUAUUCAAUGCAAUGAUUGAAAAAACAUUCAUCAAACAUUUAAUUAUAGUAGAUGAACUACCAAGAUCGAUUAGUAAUAAAAAAAUUAGAAAUGUUUUAACAAAUAUAUAUAAUGGUGAAAAAUAUAAUAUACCGACCAAUAUUACAAAUCCAUAUGCUUUAUCUGAUAUAGAAAAUCGUGUUAAAUCUUAUAAAGCAUUAAUUUAA